This is a messenger RNA of Phaedon cochleariae (mustard beetle), 1467 nucleotides long. The record is from the annotation of a GenBank genome assembly. NCBI's taxonomy places the organism in Eukaryota, Metazoa, Arthropoda, Insecta, Coleoptera, Chrysomelidae.
GUCAAUUUUCAGUGAUAAUAGAUAGGUUCAACUGAGAUAAGCAUUUUUUCCUAUAUCGAUUAUUGCCAUGCACCUAUACCUCACAAUAUGUUUCGAUCUUUCUCAAAUGUCUGUUGAAGUAUUUUCAUGGCUGCUUGUUAUAUCUUACCUGAAUUCGGUUGUGUUAACUCGAUAGUUUGUUGUUGAUACAAAAGUUGGAAAAACAUGAUCGUGACAAGAUUGUUCUUUCUGUUCACUCUUUACCACUUAAGUGAUGGUAGUAGCUGCCCAUCAACCUGUAAUUGCACAGAAAACGCAGUUUCAUGCAUGAACAAUGGACUGACGGUCAUCCCGAAUUUAGAAAAUUUGGACAACAACCCCACCAUAAUUGAUUUAUCAGGCAACAAUCUGAACGAGAUAGGCCCUGAUGACCUAUCUUUCGAUAAAACCCUACAAGUAAAGGAAAUCUACUUGAACAACUCGGAAGUGAUCGACAUAAGCUGCGAAGCUUUCGAUGAAAUGGACAAUCUUCAAGAGCUCUACUUGGGGGAAAAUUUGUUAAACAACGUCCCAGAAGACUUCGUAGAAGACUUGCCCAAUUUGCUGCUGCUAGAGCUCUCUGGCAACCAGUUCUCUGGCAACAUGCCCAUAAUAAAAUCGACUAGUUUAGAAGUUCUGUCUUUGGCAAAUUCAAAAAUCACCAACGUCACAGCAGACGCCUUGAGGUACCUGCCGAAUCUGAAGAUGCUGCUCUUGCAGCAAAACAACAUCAAGAUUAUAGACCCAGAAGUUUUCGAACGACUUCCAAGCGACAACUUCUCCGUAAAGCUGUCUUACAACGCUUGGGAAUGCAAUUGCGAGACAGCAGAACUCUUCGAAUAUCUGGCAAGAAAGAACUAUAUCGAUACUGAUGCUGAGCUAUAUCGGUGCUAUUCGGUAACCUCUUCGAAUCAUUCCGAUAUAUUCCAACGAAACACCAUGAAGAUAAAUCGUAGUAUAUGUGUCGAGAAUCAUGGUAGUGAAAAAAGUUCGCUAUCUCGGGAAAGAAGCAGUCAAACUGGUGAAGAGAAUUAUGGAAAGGAAAGUGAAUUGAUUGGUACAAUAAAUCACGAUAAACCAUACGCUCUGGUUAAGGAGGACUCAAACAGUACCCAGACUGAUGAUCUGGAGAUCGUUGUAUGCGACAAACAAAAUCUGGUCGUUAUGGGAGUCCAUUUGGGUCUAAAUCAGUUUUUGAUCAUCGUAGUGAGCUUUUUGAUGGGGAUUUUCAUAGGCUUCAGUACCUUCCAGUGUUGGUCUAUGAGUAGAUAUAGAAAAUUAGACACUUCUGACAGUACCGCGAAGUUGAUAAUAUGAACACAAUGUGUGAACAUACAUUGAAAAGAUUGCAAUGCAUGAUUUAAGUGCAAUAAUAGUAUAGACAAUGUAUAGGUAUCCUGCUUUUUUUUUAUUUUAUAAAUAAAUGUUGGGGUGAAAGGAUGAUUUGCU